Messenger RNA from Daldinia loculata, 1068 nucleotides. RefSeq names its product putative oxidoreductase. The transcript has 2 exons. The record is from RefSeq and is a predicted model, not a curated record. Lineage: Eukaryota; Fungi; Ascomycota; Sordariomycetes; Xylariales; Hypoxylaceae. Bases 1 to 1068 code for a protein of 355 amino acids. Gene Ontology annotation, molecular function: dioxygenase activity.
AUGCCUCAUAAGGAAGAAGCAUAUACCGAAUUCACUCCGGAAUCAUACCCGCCGUUCCCUUCAGAUUUGCCCACGGUCUCACUGGAGACGAUUACCCUAUCUAAGCUUUUAAAUGGCGACGCCGUCGAGCAGGGUCGUGUGUUCGAGGCAUGUGUCGGACGCGGCUUUUUCUACUUGGAGCUGGACGGCUGCACUGCGGGGGACACCAUCCGCCGGGGUGCUGAGCAGAUUGCACUGGCGGGAGAGCGUGUAUUCCGGUUGCCACUAGCUGAGAAGAUGGACUAUAAGAUGGUCAAGUCCCUAUUCGGGUACAAGUAUGCUGGAUCAACCGUGACAGAUAAGGCUGGCACUCCAGAUACUGCCGAGUUUUUCAACGUGGGCAAGAAUGACAUGAUUGUGCCGAACGACCGUAUGAGCCGCCCAUGGCCGCCCGCUAUCCUAGAUGCGAAGCCUCUUUUUGCCGAUUAUAUCAAGAGUGCGCAUUCCAUUGGGAUGACGAUCAUGAAUAUCCUUGCGGAAAGGCUCGGCAUCGAUCCGUCUGAGCUCAUGAACCGCCACAGGAUAGAGGAACCUUCAGGAGACCACGUCCGUAUCACUAGGGGCCCGCCCCGAGAAACGGACGAGAUGCCCGAGAUUCAGACACCCUCGCAUACUGACUUCGGGACAAUUACUAUCUUGAUGAAUUGGCUGGGCGGACUUCAGGUCUGGUCCGAGUCGGCGAGGAAGGCGCAGCUUAGCAACGGCCAACCAGAUGUGCCGGGUGAAUGGCUCUGGGUCAAGCCAAAAAGAGGUUGCGCCAUCAUUAACCUAGGCGAUGCCGCCGUCAGAUUCACGAACGGCGUGCUAUGUUCCGGGCGCCAUCGAGUGAUCCCAUCUCCUGGAUCCCAGGGCCGAUAUCCGCGUUAUAGCAUCGUCUAUUUCGUCAGACCAGAAGACAAGUGUGUCAUGAAAACAAUUAGAGGAAAGGGUAUCCCUGAUGAAGCAAAGGAAGAUGAAGAUGAAGGACUAACAGCCCAUGAGUGGAUAUUUAGGCAGUCGGCAGCGUUGGGAAACCGUUUCGAUAACUGA